Messenger RNA from Effrenium voratum, 333 nucleotides. NCBI's taxonomy places the organism in Eukaryota, Dinophyceae, Suessiales, Symbiodiniaceae. The record is from the annotation of a GenBank genome assembly.
AUGCAUAAUCAUGGUCUUUUCGCAUUGCAUGGCCUGCAGCUUUUUCGCGACAAUGUGCAAGCCGUCAGUUCAGGGCGGCCGAUGGCAAACCGCACAGACCCUGAUGCGGAUACUGUCCACGGAGCAAAUCCUCAGUUCCUGGUAGAUCGGAUUGUGCGGGUGAAGAUCUACAAUGAUGCAUACUGGAAGGAAUACUGCUUUGGUCUUACCACAGAGUCGCUGAUUGACGAGGCGGCGAAGCUAGACUAUGUCGCUGGAACUUACGGUGGACGGCGCCGGCCAUCGAGGUUUCUGUGCCUUUUUCUGAAGCUGUUGCAGAUUCAGCCGCAGGAG